This is a messenger RNA of Cylas formicarius (sweet potato weevil), 7802 nucleotides long. RefSeq lists its product as uncharacterized. The coding region runs from base 300 to 6290 and encodes 1996 amino acids. The record is from RefSeq and is a predicted model, not a curated record. The transcript is spliced from 25 exons. NCBI's taxonomy places the organism in Eukaryota, Metazoa, Arthropoda, Insecta, Coleoptera, Brentidae.
UAUUUUUUCAAAAUGGCUGAUCGCGAUGGGCAAGUUUGAUCAGUGAUUUGUCGGAAUACGUUCUACUCAAAAUUUCAAAAAUUCUAAAACUUAGUUGCAACAGUGCGUUCCAAAACGCAUUUUGUUUAGUGCAUUAAAAAAAAAAAAUAAUUGCAAUGUAGACCUUGAGUGCUUCUUGUGAUAGUUGAAAGUUGGGGCAAAUCUACCUAUGUGUUAUAGGAAAUGAACGAGAACAAAUUUUGUGUAACUGAAAAUUAAUUGUCGGGCUGUUAAUGUAAAACCAGAAAUAUUGGAUUCAAAUGCAGGCUAUGGAUAAAUUGCCUCAGGCAUCUGUUAAGAAAAGAGAGUCAGUGGGCUCAAGUGCGGUUGUAGAGCAGUUACUUCUUUCAUCCAUGAAACAACAGCCUGCUGAACUUUCUUCAACCAAUUCAAAUUCACCUGAAGUGUGUUUUGUUUGUGGAAACAGGGGCCAUAGUCGUUCUUACCCCUUGAGUUCAAAACCUAGACCUGAAAGACCAAAAGAACCCUACUUUCCAUUUUUGGAGUCUCACGAGUCACCCAAAGGAUAUUCGUCCAGUUGCACAAAAAGUUGGGCUAAAGGUGAUUGCGCUAUCUAUGCUGCGUGUAGCUUAUGUUAUACUCUCCUUCUCCAACAAUGGGACCAGUAUGAAUUUAUUUCGCGUCCUCACUCUGAGCGGCUCUAUUGGCUUAAGCGGGUUGAUAAUGGACCAUACACAGGCGCAGAUAUGAGCAUGCAAGGCGAAUAUGCUGCUCAAGUUCUGGGUCUUAACAACGAGCAAGGGGUUUGUUCCAGUUCCAAAUUUCCCUUCGCUGCAUGUUCCACGAGACCUGUAAUCAGAGACGAAUCUUCAAGAUUAAAAGGUUCGCCCAGACCUACCUCAGCCCCAGUAGUUACUGGUACAGAGAGAGAGGACAUGGUAGCAGAAGGUGCAUUGGAUUUAACCCAUUCCAGUCCACAUCAAGUAGUGCAAUCAGUGUCUGUGCCACCUAUGUUUCACAGCCAAAAUUCUAAUUCAUCCACCGGUACUGAUAUUUUAGACUUAAGUAUGCCUGAUAAAAAUUCCGUGACAGAGGUCUGUUAUGUGUGCGGUGAUGAGUUCAAAAAGGGUAGUUUAGAUUUUAUUGCGUCAAAACAAUUAACUGAAACACCUCUGCAACCAUUUUUUCCCAGUCUAAUUGAACAUCCUAGACCUAGUCGGAGCAGGCCAAUUGAUUCCCAAGGCAGAGUCCAGGCUUGUGUUGAUUGCCAACAACACCUGCUCAAACAGUGGCAAACAUUUCAAACACAAGGAGUUUCGCACGCAGAAAGAAAUUAUACUUUGCGUAAACGUCAGAGUGCCGCUUUGGAUACUACUACCUUCAUUUGUUAUACUUGUGCUCUGGAAUAUCCUUCCUCUAGUAUACGGCUGCUGUAUUGUUGUCCCAAUGCUGAGAAGGAGCCAUAUUUUCCAUUUAUCCAGUCUUUAAAGGCGCCACCCGGGGCUAGCCCUGUUUCCCCACAAGGCAUGGUACAAGUGUGUUCCACAUGUUAUAAGAGCAUUCCUCAAAAACACCAGGUUUAUGGAAAUGAAUCUAGUACCCAGUCUAACAAUCAUAUAAGUGUUACGGAAGUUCAGUACUUGAAUAACAAUUCCUCCCGGUCGAGUACUGUGAAAAGUCCUGCCAAUUCUGCUGGAUCAGACAUUCGGUAUAAGCCCUAUGAUAUUAAUUCGUCUGCUGUAGUUACCAACCGGAAGAAGCAAGUUCCAUUAUCUGAAAGUGGAAGAAGUCUUAAGUCCGUAAAUGUUCCAAGAACGACAUCUCCCUUAAUGGAUGUAAAUGGUCAUCCAAAUUCGCAGAGUUACCGAUGUUAUAUAUGCGCAGGUUUAUUUCCUCUGCCCCAAAUGGAAUGGAUUAGUACAUCUCCCGAAGGCAUGAACUCUCAUGCUAUGCAUUUUCCUUGUUUGUCCAAGAUUGGCAGAACAUUAGAAAAUAGUUGUAUUGAUUCUCACGGGAGAGUUUUAAGUUGUACAAGAUGCGUUAAUCAUUUGGCUGCGCAAUGGGAGACUUUUGAAGCUGAAAGAGUUCCGUUAGAGAGAAGAAGGUAUGAUGUUCCAUUACCUGAUGCCCAACUUGUCAAUGGUGAUAGAGGUAUCCCUACACCUCCUAGUACAAAUAGUGAGAGGACAGUAUGUAGCAAUCCUGGCGGCAGUAGUAUUUACUGUUUUCUCUGCGGUUUACAUUCAGAAUUUACUUUGGCUAGGGUUGUUUAUAGUAAACCUCAAGGUCGAAAUGCACCUUACUUUCCUGCACUUUUGCGUCACAAGAGUCCGCCUAAUGCAGAGCAACUUCGUGAGGAUGGCAGUGCACUUGUAUGUACUUUUUGUUACCAUAGUUUGGUGAGUCAGUGGCGCAGGUACGAGAGUCAAGGCGGCCAUGUAGUUGCAGAUAGGAGAGAAUAUAACACUCACGAUUAUUGUUGUUAUGUCUGUGGUAUAACUACAUAUAGGAAAAGAGUAAGAGCUUUACUUAUAAAGGAUUUUCCUUUCUUAAGAUUUCAUCCACAACCGGAAUAUUCACUGCUUUUGGAAAAUGGUGAUUACUCGGUAGUGUGCUUAGAUUGUUACGAAACCCUUCGUACCCAAUCAUUGGAAUAUGAAAGAUGGGGUUUACCCUUAGACAAAAGGCAGUACAACUGGAUAACACAACCUCCACCUCCAGAAGAUAGUCCAGAAGCGGGAAUAGCCAGACUGCCUAGCGGGCAAAGAAGUGAUAAAGUUGUGCCACCGACGUUCCUAGCCAAACCUGCCAGAAAAAACAAUUCGCCAAAAAUUAUGGAGAGAAAAGCUAGUACAAAGACUGAACAUAUUGCAAGUGUGCCUAAUAGUCCCAAACAACCAACUGUUUCUAUCGUGACUUCUUCAACCACAAACGGUGUCAUAGUCGGUGUGCCUUCACCAACAACGUUACAAGCAUCUGGAAAUUCAAAACCAAGAUCUUCCUCAGGGCAUACUGUUGCCGGGCACAGUGGCGGUCCUGCGGUUUCUGUACAGAACACCCCCGCUCAGCAAUAUUCUUACCAUUCGUUUGCCGCAGCCUUAAAAAGUUUAGCUCAGCAGAAUGUACCCACAACUGGAACAACUGAACAACAAGUUGAACCCGUGCCAGCGCAUAGGAGUAGAGAAUCAGUGGCCGCUAGUGUACCAAUACCAGACAAGUCAAAAGACAGGGUAGAUGCUCAGAUCUAUGGCUCUACUGGAAGUAGACCACCCGAGUCUCGUCUGGCAAACAAUCCUGUUGAUCGGUAUUCACAUCCAGGAAUUAAUGACAUUGGUAGGAGUGGUUUCCAGCCCUACAGACCCGAAGACCAUAGGAUAGGCCCUGUACCGGUUGGGUUAGAUGUAGCUAGCUACUCAUCUUAUGGUGCAUAUCCACCACUUCCUCUAAUGGAAGAUCAACUUUACUAUGAACGAAUGUUGAGGCCGCCCUGGGCGCCCAUCGGUCACCCGUAUCUUCCUUACAUGAUUCCAGGUGCCCACAUGCCGCUGUAUGUACAUGAAAGGUUGAAGUUAGAGGAAGAACACCGUCACCGUCUCGCAGCAGCUGCUGUCGCUCGUUCGAAAGAUGCGGAACUAGAGCGUGAGCUCAUUGAACGUGAACGAGAGAAAGAACGGUCCGCGCAGAAAGUAGCUGACGCGGCCCGGAGGGUUUCCCCACAUGGAGGUGCGUCAUCGGCCGCCCACAUUGCACCUGCGUCGCAUUUAGUGUUGCCAAUGUUGCAUCCCGCGACGGGAGCAAGCAUGUUACCUCCUUCGCCGCUUAGUUUAGCGGCCGCGACUACUAGACACUCUCCACUUGGAACAGCGGGAUUUCUAACCCCAAGUAGUGGGGUGAUUCCUCCUCAGGGCUUUCCGUCUGUACCUAGGUCAUCGCCUUCACUGCAACGCCAAUCGUCAAUGGGUAGUCAUGGUCCUUCAUCAGUUACGCAGCCUGGCUACUCGUCCCUCAAUUUAACUGCACCUCAUCGCCAGUCACCUACAGUUCUUCAGCCUUCAGGGCCGUUAAUAAAUAAUUCUGGACCUGCGGCAACAUGUGCACCCACUUCUAGUCAUUCGGGUAUUGGCGGUCCAUCAUCGUUAUCUUCCAAGCCGCCCACACCAAAGUUAACCUCCCCAUCAACAGCUAACACAGCGUCCAAUCUCUCGUCAAAAGAAGCAAUAUUAGGCGCAGACCGAACGACACUGAUAGCUGCUCCGGUUGCCUCACAGACCGUCGCAGCUAGGAAGCCACAACUAAUUUCCAAGUUCACCGUUACUAAUGAAAAACCAAAUUUAAUCAAAGCAUUCCCAUUAAAACAUCACUCCCAAAUCCCCACUGUCAUUCAACAGAAAUCUUGGAAGUCUUCGUUAAUUACGUCUCCCAUUCCAAAAAUCCAAACAAGUGAAUGUGGAAAGGAUAGUGCAUCCAAAGGUGAUGGUAAUUUAAAAAUAACUCCUCAUUACAUUGACAAUUUGGUAAAAGAUGUGGAAUUUUUUUCAAACAAUAAAAAAAGUGUGGUUCUAACGGCAAGUGAGGCGCAGCAUAUUAGUUCAAAAGGUGACUACGUUACCAAGUGCCAUUUGAAUGAUAAUGCUUUAGUAAGAGAAUCAAAACAUAUUUUGAAAACGACUUCAACUGCAGUAAAAGAUUUAUCUAAUGUGGAAGUGCUACUAUCUGAGAAUUUUAAAACGCAGCUGUCACCCAAAGAUGGUUUGGACCAUGAUACAAAAGACCAGCAUCUAAAAGAUCCACCAAUAUCUUCUAAAGCUUCAGUAGAGGAACUUUUUAGUGAAUCAUCGGAAACUCGCGUCAACAAUGUAUUUGCGUGUGCUGACAAAGGGCUUGAAGUAAAACAUGUUCAUACACCAUUAAUGAAUGUUAUUGCCAAUUUUCAAGUGCAAAACCCCGUUUUGCCCAUGGCGUCGCCAGAAACACCCAAUGCCCCUAUCAUAUCACAAAUGGAAGCCAGUGGUUGUCAUAAACCAGAUGUUACUUUAUCAAAAAGUCUCGCUGUGGAUUGUAACAGUGCAAUGCAUGAUAGGAAGUUAUGUGAAAAUCUGGAUAAUGAAACCCAAACAAGCAAAGCUACUAAUGUAGAAGUCAAAUCUGUUAUUGUCGUUCCAAAAGUACCACCAACGAAGCCACUUCAAGGAGUUUUAAAACGCCGGCAGCCCGAAAGUGUUUUAACACAGUCUUCUACAAUAUUGAAUAUUCCUAAUUUUGCCAUUUCCGUGUCUAACUUGCAACUUUCAAAAAGGCCUAAGUUAAGUAAAAUCGACAUAGCAAUUUUAAGACGAAAGGCUAGAAGGCAGAAAAAACUUUCCAAAAUUACUAACAGAAAGAAUGCUCUUAAUGGAACUUAUGGGACAAUGUUAAAUUUGUCUGAUGAUGUUUUAAGUAGCUCAGGGACAAGUUCAGACAGUGACAGAGAGGAGCCACCUUACGAUUUGUGGAUAAGGUCGGGUCCUCCAUUGAAACCAGAUUUAAGUUCAACAAAAUUAGAUUUUUUGAGCUUAUUUGAAUUAACUACUCACUGUAGAAGAAACACACUGGAAGUACAAAGAAUCGAAAAGAAACAUUGUUUUGCACCUUUAACUAUCGAAACGGAAAGUGAUGAGAAAAAAUUACUGCCUCUUAACCUCCCAGUGCCUUUAAAAUCGCCGUCGGUACUGAAUUUAAUGCCCGACUAUAAGCUUAAAAGCCACUUUUUGCAGUUAUUGGGUUUAAGGAAAGUGCCACAUCAACUUCGUCAAGAAAUGGAGAAGAUAUGGCUUGAAAUUGUAAAAGAGAGAUUAAAAAGAUGUUGUGAAUCUUCUUUAACCAAGUACAGUUUAAAAGUAUUAAAUUUUAAACCUUUGCAGUCUACCUAUACCGUGGAUUAUACUAUUAGUAACAAUGAUGCAUUGUUUAAAAUUCCUAAUUUCAGUAAAUCAAUUAAGGAGGAGAUUGACAAGGUGGGAGCUGACGACACUAUAAAAAUUGAAAAUUCUGAAAAAAUUAGAUGGCCAGGAUUGUUAGAGGUUAUAGAUUCGUAUCAAACAUUUGAUAAAGAACGAACGAGUGAAAUUGAACAACUGAAAAAAUAUCAAACAAAAAUGAAGGAGCAAAUUCUAAAAGGACAGAUUGAGCUGAAUAAUUUGGAACAGGUGAGACAGGAUUUGCUGGCUCAAUAUGUGACCACCGAAGAGGAUGCUACAACAUUAAGAACUGCUAUUAAGAAGCUUUCAAUUGUUAUUAAUGAUUUUCGGUAGCAAAAAUCCAUAAGGAAAGGAAUUUAAAAUAACUUUACACAUUUUCUUAAAAAGAAUGGUUUUUACGUUUCUUAUCGCUUUUUUAAGGAUACUAAAUUUUGUUAAUUGUUUUAGGCUAAUGUGCUAAUGUUAAGUGUUUAAGUUUUUUCUUUCUUUCAGUAAGAUGAUAGUUGAAACUUUCAAAGACUGCGCUUACUGCUGAUCUAAUAUUUAUAAGAAAAUAAAUUAAAAAUUGGACUAAACAUUGAACAUAUUGAAAAGGCAAUUUUUUUCUUUUGAUGUAUGUUAUGUUGUUUUAUGUUAUUAACUCAAGUGCGGCAGUUGUCAGUGAAAAGUCUUGUAAUCGAGAAACUUUAAAAAAACAAAAUUGGAUCUGCUGUGUGGAACUUCUUCGUAUUAACAUUACCGUACUUUUAAGUUAAAAUAUUUGAGAGAAUUAAAAUAUAUUUAAAGAAAGAAUACUGAAGAAGUUGUCAAAUCAGAAGGCAAGCUGUGAUGGGAAAUAUGAAAGGGAAAAUCAAAGGCAUAGAAGUAGCAUGGAUUUUUUCAAUAUAAAUGGUUAAUAUUAUUACAUAGUAUUAUAUCAUUAUGGUUUGACUUUUUUGAGUCGAAAGUCUUAACUUAUUUACGAAAAUUGGGUAAAGUCCGUAUAGCUUAAACCGAAUUUAAUGUUAAUUUUUUACUGUUUCUGUUACGUUUACGGGUGUUUUUAUUUUAGGUAGGCGUGAGUGAUGUUCACUGAUUCUGUGAUAAUACAUUUUAGUAACUUUGAUGUAAACAUUGUUUCUAGCAUGACAAACUUAAUAAAUGUACAUACGAAAUUUGUUGCUGUUUGAUAACUGAAUACCAAUUGGGUGUUAUUUGGCUAUAAAGUGAAUACAAACCGAAAUUUCAUCUAAAUAGUCUAAUUAGCUGCAUUCGCACAGCAAAAUUGGCAACCGGUUGCAAGCUCGGUGGAAACUAGUCGAUAAAUCUGUCUAAAACGCGAAAUUUCGAACCAGUUUUGUCUUAUUUUUGGUUUGAUAAAUCAAUGGCUUACAAACUUUUUGCAUUGAGUUCUAUUUAGUAAGACUUUAUAGUCAAAAAUGGAUAUUUUAACAGCAAGUUUUAAGUUUAAGCUUCAAUUUUAAGAAAAUUGUACAUUAAAGCAGAUUAUUUUUGUUUCUAGAGUGAUGCUUGAAGACCAGAGAAUUAGUUCACUAGUAUUAAUGAAGAAUUUUUAAAACAAGAUCUAAAUCUAAAAAUCAGGAUUAAUUUGGAGUUACGGUAGCAUAGUAUAAUAAACCUUACUUUUUGAGUACUAAAAAAAAAGUAAAGUGUCUGUGUUACAGUAUACAGUCCAAUAACUUAAGUGUCCAAAUAAAUAAUUGCUUUCUAAGGUGCUAUUAUUAUGUAACAUCACUUUGUAGUACACCUUCCGCCAAUGAAAAUUGAUACACUAAAAAUUUCGAUAAGCAAGCACCAGUUAAAAAUUAUAAAAUUAUUGCAACCAUCCUUUCCAUAUUUUCCAUG